Molecule: messenger RNA, 1264 nt
Organism: Sinocyclocheilus grahami
Lineage: Eukaryota; Metazoa; Chordata; Actinopteri; Cypriniformes; Cyprinidae
Gene: dus4l
Product: dihydrouridine synthase 4-like (S. cerevisiae)
Exons: 6
Coding region: 202-1149 (315 amino acids)
Biological process (GO): tRNA processing
Molecular function (GO): flavin adenine dinucleotide binding; tRNA dihydrouridine synthase activity
Source: RefSeq, a predicted model, not a curated record
ACGCGGAAGUGAGAAAAACUACUACGCAUGUGAAACUAAUGACGCCGGUUGCAACCACGCGUGUUUACUCUAAUAUUUACUUAUUUAUAUUUUACGGAAUACAUGUAUCCUGUUUGUAAUGAAAAUGGAAUACAUUUUAAUACGGGAGUAUUUGAACCGCGUCUUGCCAAUGACUUCUUAGGGUUGUAAACUGCGGAAUUUAUGACAGAGGUCCACAAUAAACUCCCGAUGGACAGUGGGAACAUCACGGACCUGUUUCACAGGGGAAGGCCAGUCAGAGUGUGUGCACCCAUGGUCCGCUACUCAAAGCUGGCCUUCAGAUGUUUGGUGAGGAGAUAUGACUGUGAUGUGUGUUUCACCCCAAUGAUCGUUGCAGCUGAUUUCAUGCGCUCUGCAAAAGCUAGAGACAGUGAAUUCACCACUAAUAAGACUGACCGACCCUUGAUUGUGCAGUUUGCUGCGAAGGACGCGCAGACGCUGGCAGAUGCGGCGUGUGUGGUUUCCCCUUUCUCCGAUGGGGUGGAUUUGAACUGUGGCUGUCCACAAAGAUGGGCCGUGUCUGAAGGCUACGGUGCGUGUCUGAUUAACAAACCUGAGCUAGUGAAAGACAUGGUUCGACAUGUCCGAAACCAAAUCGACAAUCCCAACUAUGCAGUAUCCAUUAAAAUAAGAAUUCACAAAGAUGUCAGGAAGACGGUGGAUCUCUGUCAGAAGAUGGAGGCAGCAGGAGUCUCCUGGAUUACAGUUCACGGUCGUACAGCCGACGAGAGGCACCAGCCUGUUCACUAUGACGCCAUUAAGACCAUCAAGGACAGUCUUUCCAUCCCAGUCAUCGCUAACGGUGACAUCAAGAGCAUGCAGGACGUGGAGGCCGUCUACGAGCUCACGGGGGUGGACGGCGUGAUGGCUGCUCGGGGAUUGCUGGCCAAUCCUGCCAUGUUUGCCGGGUACGAGGAGACCCCGCUGCAGUGCGUGUGGGACUGGGUGGACAUCGCAGUGGAACACGGGACCCCGUUCACCUGUUUCCACCAUCACCUGAUUUACAUGCUGGAGCGCAUCAGCUCUCAGCCCGAGAGGAGGGUGUUCAAUAAUCUAUCCAGUACGUCUGCCGUCGUUGACUUCCUUCACAAUGCAUACGGCUCUGCGUAGUUGUUUUUAAUAAAUGCAUUGUUUUAUAAGUCGUAAUAAAGGCACAAAUGAAAAACAUCUGAAUAUGUAUGCGGUUUUAUGCUGAAAAAUGUAUAUAAUUAAAAAAAAAUUUAUU